GAUGUCUGACAGCGACGACUAUGGGAAUGAAUUCGAUGAUACUGAAAUUUUCGAGGCCGCUACCCAAGUGGAGAGAAAAAACACGCCCGCUUUCCAGCCGUCACCUAGGCCCAGCAAGCGACGAAAGACCGGCCCAACAAAAGGCAGGACUUCAUCCAUUUCGUCGAAGCAAAAACCAAGUGGUCGACGAGGGCCAUUCAUUUCCUCUGAUGACGAUGACUCUGAUUCGUUUGAUCCUGUCAUUUCUCGCGAAAGCAGUAAGGCAGUCUCCCCUCCAAGCUGUGAAUCGUUAUCGGAAGAGCGAGCCGCGGGCCGCGCGAAGAGAUCCAAGUCAAGACAGAAAGAUUAUGAUGAGGAGGAUAUCGAAGAAAUCUCCCCCGCGAGAGGGACUGUUGCGCAAAAGAGAAAGGAGCGCAUUCAUGUCCCGACUACGAAUCUUGAUAUGGCAGACAUGUUCUUCACCCAACCCCCGCAAGAGCACUCCCCGCCUUGGAAACCACGAGGAGCAAUAUGGGCAAAGCCUGCUAUGACCACUGGAGUGCAUCGACCGUCAGAGCCCUCGAAACGGCCAGGAUCAGACGCUACAAAAACCAUACCUCUUUCCGGUAGACAGCUGACAUCAGCGAGACCCAAUGGUGUGGUGGGUGCCUACGACUUUACGCAGGAUUUAGCAGACCUGCCUUCCGAUGCAUUUGCGUCCUCAUCAUCUUCGCCACAGAAGCAUAACGGUGAUGUUGCUGCAAAUUCAGCGUCUCUUAAGCGGGUAAUGGCUCCACAGACUGGCCUACGACAAACGACACUCUUCGGACGUGCGGGGGUAAAUGGCGAAGUUCAGCCAUCGCAGGUGAACAAGCGCUACAGUUUUGUCGUCGACCAGAAGCAAGAGCCACCUACGCACCACAAACUGGACCAUGAGGCAAUGAAAACCUGGGUCUAUCCGACCAAUCUGGGCACAAUCCGAGAUUAUCAGUUCAACAUUGUGCAAAGAGGUCUUUUUAACAACCUGCUUGUUGCGUUGCCAACCGGUCUUGGAAAGACCUUUAUCGCAGCGACUAUUAUGCUGAAUUGGUUCAGAUGGACGAUGGAUGCACAGAUAGUGUUUGUCGCGCCAACCAAACCACUCGUCUCCCAGCAAGUCGGAGCUUGCUUUGGUAUUGCUGGUAUUCCACGUUCGUCCACCACCAUGCUUACAGGAGGCGUUUCACAAGCUCUAAGAGCAGAGGAGUGGAAGAGCAAGAGAGUGUUCUUCAUGACACCUCAGACACUUUUGAACGAUCUCAAGGCUGGAUACGCAGACCCCAAGAACAUUGUUCUUCUAGUAGUCGACGAGGCGCACCGUGCGACAGGCGCUUAUGCAUAUGUCGAAGUGGUCAGCUUCUUGCGACGUUUCAACCAAAGUUUCCGCGUGUUGGCUCUCACGGCGACUCCUGGUGCGGAUGUCGAAUCGGUUCAGAAGGUCAUUGAUGGGUUAGACAUCUCGAAGGUUGAAAUUCGAACCGAAAAUUCCAUGGACAUCUGCAGCUAUGUCCAUCAGCGCAAGAUAGAAAAGCACGUCUUCACAAACAGCUCCGAGAUGGAGAUGUGUAUGGACCUGUACAGCGAGGCUUUGCAGCCCUUGGUCAAGACUGUUACUGGACUGAAUGCAUACUACAACCCAGAUCCGCGCAGUUUGACGCCGUAUGGUUGCACGCAAGCAUCCAGUAAAUGGAUGCAGGACGCGGGUCGGAAUGCCAACCAAGGCGUGAAGUCUAUAGUUCGAACUGUGUUCUCGAUCCUGGCAUCUAUUUCUCACGGGAUGGACUUACUCAAGUUUCACGGCAUAGGUCCCUUCCAUAGUAAGAUGAAAGAAUUCAAGCAAGACAGCGAGAAGACCAAAUCAAAGUACAAGAAGCAAGUCCUGGACAGCGAGGCCUUCAAAAAGCUAAUGGUGCGACUCGAUGCGUGGGUGACCGACAAGGAAUUCAUUGGUCAUCCGAAGCUAGAGUUUCUACAGGAGGUCAUCUUGAAUCACUUUGCGAACGCAGAAGAUGGUGAAAACCCAAAUACACAGACGAGGAUCAUGGUGUUCGCUCACUUCCGCGAUAGUGCUGAGGAGAUUGCUCGUGUGCUGAAGAGACAUGACCCGAUGAUUCGCCCUCGUGUAUUUGUCGGACAGUCGACAGCAAAGAACUCAGAAGGCAUGAAUCAGAAGGAGCAGCUGGAGGUUAUCGAAAAGUUCAAAGCAGGCACAUACAAUACGCUUAUCGCGACGUCUAUUGGUGAAGAGGGUCUCGAUAUUGGCGAAGUCGACCUCAUCAUCUGUUACGAUUCGAAGGCAUCUCCGAUCCGUAUGUUGCAGCGGAUGGGCCGAACUGGACGUAAACGAGAGGGAAAGAUUGUUAUGCUUCAGAUGCAGGGAAAAGAGGAGAAUGACGCAAACAAAGCUAAAGAUAGCUAUGAGAAGAUGCAGGAGCUCAUCGCGAACGGAUCGCAUUUCACAUUUCAUGACGAGAUCUCCCGUCGUAUUCUGCCUCCAGAUGUAAGGCCCACAGUGGACCGGCGCGUGAUCGACAUUCCACCGGAAAAUUCUCAACAAGAUUGGCUGCCAGAGCCAAAGAAGGGUCGUCGACUCAAGAAACCGCCUAAGAAGUUCCACAUGCCAGAUGGUGUUCUUACUGGUUUCGUCACUGCAGGUCGCAUGGAUGAGGAAAUUGUACCAAAAGGUCGUGGGAAGAAGGCGGUCGCGCUCGUAUAUCCCAGUGAAGAGCUUCUAGACUUGCCACCAUUAGAGUCAGUUUUAUUAGACGACAAGUCAACCAAAGACUUGGAGCAGCGAUUUCAAACUGUAUACGACGAUGACGAUGCUCCGGUGGUCACUGGGCUUGAUUUGAGCCGGCAUUCUGACCAACAACGAAUCUUAUCCGACACAAUACAUCUCUCUGGACCUGGACGUGUGACACGGAGAUUCGUCAAGAUGAUGCAGCGCAUACAUGACAUGGACGACGAUCGGCUCAGCAGCUUCCAGCGAAACUUGCACUACUCGGAUUGCGAGUCAGAAGGAGGAAACGACAUGCUUGUAUCUGAGGCAGAGUCAUUACCGGUGAUAAACGAAGACAUGUGGGCUGACGACGAUCCCGCGUCGCAGUCGCUUCCAAAAUCCAAGGCGAGAGCCAAACCUGGUCCCAAGCCAAAGCCAAAAGCAAAAGCAGCUCCAAAGACCGCUCCAAAGGCAGUUCCAAAGGCAACUCCGGCUCCUCGAGGUCGUCCACGCAAAGAUGUGUCUAUUGUAGAAACCCCAGUACGUCCAUCGAGCGUACAGAGCCAGACACCCGUGACGAAAACACCAAACUGGCGAGUCUCGGCGCUCGCAGGAGAAGGUGCCUCGUCGUCUCCACCACCUACAGAUCCACGGUUCCGGAUAGCUUCCCAAGCCGACACCAUAGGCUCCGACGACACAUUCGGGGAUGACGAAAUACAAGACACUCAGGCGUACAAACUGGAUUCAGAACUCGCGAGCUUUAUCGUGGAAGAUGAGGAUGAUGAUGACAUUCCACCAUCCAGUCUUCCGAAUCUCGAUCUUUCUGGCCUUGGGAGGGGAACGCAGGCUGUCGUCAUGGCUGCUAGGCCGGGACGGCGCCCAGUGGCUGAGAAGCUGUUUACUAGCGAUGUUACAGAUAAUGAUGCUAUUGUGAGUAGUGACAGCGACGAAGAUGCGCCGCUUGUCAGAACGUGUGUGGGUGUGGGUGCAAAUAAGAGGGCGGCGGUUGUUGUAGACUCGGCCUCAGAGGACGACGAUGCGCCUGUUGUGUCUAGGAAAAAGGGGCGAUGGGUAGUCGACGAUGACGAAGACGAAGAUGAGUAA
This is a messenger RNA of Dothidotthia symphoricarpi CBS 119687, 3841 nucleotides long. Its product is annotated as P-loop containing nucleoside triphosphate hydrolase protein. The record is from RefSeq and is a predicted model, not a curated record. The annotation marks the transcript as partial. The transcript is spliced from 3 exons. Gene Ontology annotation, biological process: replication fork reversal; interstrand cross-link repair; double-strand break repair via synthesis-dependent strand annealing. Gene Ontology annotation, molecular function: four-way junction helicase activity; ATP binding; 3'-5' DNA helicase activity. NCBI's taxonomy places the organism in Eukaryota, Fungi, Ascomycota, Dothideomycetes, Pleosporales, Dothidotthiaceae.